UCCUAUUUUCAAUUAUACACUCUAUUACCCAUACUAAUUUUCUUUCCUUACGUUAAAAACCCAUAAUACCACUCUCUUUCCUACCCUUAGGGUCCCACUUUUGACUCUCCUUACAAUCCGUGAAAAGUCAAAUGGGACUCCUAAGGUGAAUAGGAGGGGAGUACAAUAAAGAGAUGGUUACUAGCGCUCGUUAUUUUGAAUAAUACUUUUAACCCCUGUUAACUUACGUCCAAAAUCUGCAACUACACUCAAUGUCAUGAUCUAUCCAACAUCAACAAUACACCAGUUCUUCCCCUUCCAAAACUAAAAAUCUAAUCAUAUUCCGAAAACACACGCACACACAAAACAUGCUCGGAAUUGAAGAGUUUGAGUUAAUUUGGAAGAACUCUUUCACAAUUCUUCCACUCAUACUCUUCUUAUUCUUCCUCUACAAAUGGCUUUACACAAAAUCAUCUACUGGGAAAAGAUUACCUCCUUCACCAAGAAGGUUGCAAAUUUUAGGCAAUCUUCAUCAGAUUGGAACUCAACCUCAUCGUUCUCUCCAAUCCCUGUCUCGACAAUAUGGGGAUCUCAUGCUCAUCUACCUAGGAAAAUCACCAUUUCUUAUAGUCUCUUCUUCAAAAGCAGCAACCGAAAUCAUGAGAACCCAUGAUGUAAUAUUUUCCAAUAGGGCAAUAACUACGACAGCAAAUAAGCUUCUUUAUAAUGGCAAAGAUGUAGCAGCAGCUCAAUAUGGUGAGUAUUGGAGGCAAAUGAAGAGUAUAUGUGUUCUUCAACUAUUAAGUAACACUAGAGUUCGAUCUUUUCGAAGUGUUAGGGAAGAAGAGAUGACUCUUAUGAUCAAAAAGAUCGAACAAUCAUUGCUUUCAGUAGUGAAUUUGAGUGAAAUGUUUAUAAGUUUUACGAAUGAUGUUAUAUGCAGGGUGGCUUUUGGGAGGAAAUAUAGUGGGGAUGAAAAUGGUAUCAAUUUUAAGAAGCUUUUAAAUGAAUUUCUAGAGUUGUUGGGAAGUUUUAGAGUUGGGGAUCUUGUACCAUGUUUGGAAUGGACUAAUUGGAUUAGUGGGUGGGAUUCAAGGGUGGAGAAAGUUGUUAAAGAGUUUGAUGAAUUCCUUGAACAGGUUGUUGAAGAGCAUGAAAAGAAGGGUCAAGGUGAAAGAAAAGAUGGGAUGGGUGAAAAUGGUGAGAAAGUAAUGGACAUUGUAGAUGUUUUACUUGAUGUGCAGAAGGAGAACACAACUGGAUUUGCAAUUGAUAGAGAUGGUAUCAAAGCUCUCAUACUGGAUAUAUUUUCUGGGGGGACUGACACAACAUAUACAGUGCUAGAAUGGGCAAUGACAGAGAUGUUAAGAAAUCCUAGAGUUAUGAAGGAAUUGCAAAGAGAAGUCAGGCAAAUUACCGGAGAAAAAUUAUACGUAAAUGAAGACGACUUAGAGCAGAUGAAGUACUUGAAAGCCGUGAUCAAAGAGACUCUUCGGCUGCAUCCUCCAAUUCCCUUGCUAGUACCUAGACGAUCACAAAAAGACAUCAAGAUAAUCGGUUAUCAUAUUCCAGCCGGUGUAUCAGUUAUAACCAAUGCUUGGGCAAUCCACAGAGAUCCAGCUUCAUGGGAUGAACCUGAAAGGUUCAAUCCCGAAAGGUUUCUAAAUUCUCAAACCGAUUUUAGAGGACAAGAUUUUGAGUUGAUUCCAUUUGGAGCAGGAAGAAGGAUAUGUCCUGGGAUUACAUUUGCAAUUGCUAAUAAUGAACUCGUGUUAGCAAACCUCGUACAUAAGUACAACUGGAGGUUACCUGAUGGAGUACAAGGUGAUACUUUGGAUAUGAGUGAAUGCAUUGGACUCACAAAACAUCGGAAGACUCCUCUUCUGGCAAUCCCAACUCAUGGGACUGUAGAUAUUUAAAAAAUUAUGUGCACUUCUACUCUAAAAACAGCAGAUUAGCUUUAAAGAUUAUAGGAACAGACCACAUAUGUAAUAAUGAUCCUUGCUCUUUACACCUUUGUAUAUGAUAGAAAAAAUCAUUAGCUACUUUUCGAAUCUCAACCACCCCUCAAUUAAAGUGGAAUAUUGAGCGCCGGAUUUAAGAAGGACAUGUAGACAUGUGUUGUAUGUCCGCAUCCAUAUUUCUAGCCCCAAGGACUCUCGUGUUUAGAGGCGUGUUAGAGUAUAUAACAUAUUCUGGGGCGUCAACCAUUAGCUUCAAGUUUUUGGUUGAGUUAAUUCCUUAACAUGUGCAAGUCUACUAACAUUUGGUGUUAGUAUUUCUAUGAAACUUUGUGGCAAUAAGUUUAUGGAUCGCCCGGUCUACAUGAGAACAAUAACAUUUCAUUAUUUUGAUGCCAUAAAGUGGCUUCCAUUUAACAUGAGGUAUGGGGAGUUGGAUGUGCAACCUUACUUUUAUUAAUAAUAAAAUUAAUAUAAAGGAUGUUUCCAAUUGACCAUUGAUAACAAACAUCAA
This is a messenger RNA of Amaranthus tricolor (Joseph's coat), 2454 nucleotides long. RefSeq names its product cytochrome P450 736A117-like. NCBI's taxonomy places the organism in Eukaryota, Viridiplantae, Streptophyta, Magnoliopsida, Caryophyllales, Amaranthaceae. The transcript has 2 exons. Bases 348 to 1898 code for a protein of 516 amino acids. The record is from RefSeq and is a predicted model, not a curated record. Gene Ontology annotation, molecular function: oxidoreductase activity, acting on paired donors, with incorporation or reduction of molecular oxygen; monooxygenase activity; iron ion binding.